This is a messenger RNA of Dentiscutata erythropus, 534 nucleotides long. The record is from the annotation of a GenBank genome assembly. Lineage: Eukaryota; Fungi; Glomeromycota; Glomeromycetes; Diversisporales; Gigasporaceae.
AUGCCACUCCUCUCCAAAGAAAAAAGGAAAGCCAAAAAUCAGGCUAGAGAUAUUAAAGGACACGAUACUGAAGAUGAACUGGACGUUAGCAUUAAAAACGGAGGUGAGGAAAAUGGUGGCUGGAAUAAAUAUAAUGAGUUAAAUGUUAGUGAUUUAGAAUGGGGAGAUGAGGAUGAUAGUGGAUGGGAUGAUAUGGAGAUACGGCCAACCGGUAUUUUUACUAAAGCAGCAGUUGGUACAAAAAAAAUUACUAGCUUUUUUACAAGUUCACAACCAUUAGACCCAAACAACUUAGAAGAAAUCUCUGAUGACUCAAAUAGUGAACCUGACUCGUAUACUCUUAUGAUAAAUAGAAAAGCAAAUGAUUUAAAAAAGCAGUUAAAACAAAACCAUAAUAAACUAAUAGUUAAAGAAUACAAUUACAAAAAAGCUAUUUUUGAAUACCUUAUUUUAUUAAGUAAAAAUAAUAGACGUGAAAAAAUUAAAGCUAGCUUGGAUGUUGCUCGUAAGGUCUUUAUUGAUGGUAAUGUGUGA